This is a messenger RNA of Mus musculus (house mouse), 1415 nucleotides long. RefSeq names its product RIKEN cDNA 4930402F06 gene (gene Glt6d2). Gene Ontology annotation, molecular function: hexosyltransferase activity; UDP-glycosyltransferase activity. Bases 308 to 1306 code for a protein of 332 amino acids. Gene Ontology annotation, biological process: carbohydrate metabolic process. Lineage: Eukaryota; Metazoa; Chordata; Mammalia; Rodentia; Muridae. Gene Ontology annotation, cellular component: membrane. The transcript is spliced from 6 exons. The record is from RefSeq and is marked validated.
ACUCAAACCCAUGCUCCGCUCCACACAGUGCCUCUGGCUGACUGCCACAUGGUUUUCAACAGAAACUGAAUGGAUUCUGGGACAUCUGGAGCUGGAGGAACAUUUUUUUUUCUUUUUGUAAAGCACCCAGCUUCGGUAUUUUGGUGGUAGCAACACAACACACACCAAGAAGUGAUCUGGAAUUCAGUGGCCCUUGCUUCAACUGCUCUAUCAAGGGGAGCUAUAGCCUUCAACAACCUGUCCCACCCCUCUCUGGGCUACUCAACUUUAUAGGUGACACUGGUCAUCAGCAUCCAUUGGGAAAAGAAUGAGAUACAAAAUAUUAAUCCUAUCGCUAUUGGUUCUAAUGUCUCUCUAUGCCCAGUAUAGAGAAUACCCUUUCAGCAUAAAGAAACUGCAGAUGACGUAUCAGUGCUGGUCUCUGAAAAACCAACCAGAACUCCAGCCCUCAGACUGGUUUAACGCCACAAUGGACUCAACACACAUGGGCAUGAGAGCUACUAACUGGUCCGCUCCGAUUGUGUGGACCAACACUUACAAUGAGUUAGUCUUGGCAAGUUAUUAUAAGAAGCAUCCAGUUACCGUGGGGUUGAUCGUGUUUGCAGUGGGAAGAUACCUUUUGUACUACUUGGGUCACUUCCUGGAAUCUGCCGAUAGGUUCUUCAUGGUCAACCAGAAGGUCAUCAUUUACAUCAUGCUGGACGACUUCUCCUAUAUGCCAUGGGUAGAUCUGAGUCGCCAUCGGACACUAAAGAUUUUUAAGAUUAAGCAAGAGCGGAGGUGGCAAGAUAUCAGCAUGGUGCGCAUGAAGGUCAUCAGUGAACACAUCGCAGGUCACAUACAGCAUGAGGUUGACUAUGUCUUCUGCAUGGAUGUGGAUCAGAUAUUCAAAGCCAAGUACGGUCUGGAGACUCUGGGAGACUCUGUAGCUCAGUUGCACACGUAUUGGUACAAGGAAAGUCCAAGCAAAGUACCUUAUGAGAGGAACAAGUCAUCAGAAGCGUACAUAGCAGUAGGCGAGGGGGACUUUUAUUACCAUGCUGCUGUUUUUGGAGGCACAACCACUCAGGUUUUCAAGAUUACCAAGGAGUGUGCCAAAGCAAUUAUGAAAGAUAAGAAAAAUAACAUUGAAGCAGUUUGGCAUGAUGAAAGCCAUUUAAACAAGUAUUUCUUUCUCCAUAGACCCACUAAACUCUUGUCACCAGAAUAUUGCUGGGAUUUAAGUAAGAAUAAGACUUCUGAUAUUAAGACUGUCAAACUCGCUUGGAACUUUAAGAACUAUAAAUUUCUUAGAAGGCGCCUAUAAUUUUAUAGCCCUUCCUUUGCAUUUCUGAACUGUGGAGUAUCAAUUUUCUUGGAAAAUUAGCAGCUGGCAUAUUCUGACAAUAAAAAAACAAUCAUUACAAAGUGCCAAA